AUGGCAUCUCAGAUUAUUGAAGAAAAACAAGAUGAUGAUGAUGAGGAGGAGGAUUCCCCUGUUUUGAUUGACUCUGAAGCUCAGAAAAACAAAGUUAGGCAGAUUAUAAAGUACCAGAAAUAUCUCUACUAUUCAUCAUCAUCUUCCUUAUCCUCCUCAGCAGGGGCUUCCUGUUCUUCAUUCACUUCUUCACGCAGGAGCAGCAGUUUGUUGGAUUUAAUGAAAGUAGGGAGCACAUCCUUAAGGAGAUUGAUCGAUAUGGAGCACACAACCUUGAAGACUUAUUUGGAUGAAUACAGUGGUUCUCCCAUGAUCAAGCCUAUUUUCUUGUGGGGAAGUGAUGCUGAUGAUGGAAAGAAAUAUGAUGAUCCCUGGAGUCCAAUUAAGCAAGCCCGGAUGAUGAUGAUGGCCAGUACUCCCAAUGAUUUCAAAAGUGGGAAAUCUUCAGGUGAUCACAGCCGAGGAAAAAAGAGGUCAAACAUGCAGCAAAAUACUAACAGGAGGAGGCUCACCAGGAAGAAGUCAUUUCGGAGGUUACCUAGAUUUGGUUUAUGGCUGUUUUCAGGGUUUAGAAUCUUUGGAUUCAGGUUGCGGUUGAGAAGAUUGAGGGUUAUGAUCUGUGGUAGGAAGCUUUGA
Messenger RNA from Oldenlandia corymbosa var. corymbosa, 636 nucleotides. The record is from the annotation of a GenBank genome assembly. Lineage: Eukaryota; Viridiplantae; Streptophyta; Magnoliopsida; Gentianales; Rubiaceae.